Podospora pseudocomata is the source of this 2240-nucleotide messenger RNA. RefSeq lists its product as uncharacterized. NCBI's taxonomy places the organism in Eukaryota, Fungi, Ascomycota, Sordariomycetes, Sordariales, Podosporaceae. The transcript is spliced from 2 exons. Bases 857 to 1957 code for a protein of 366 amino acids. The record is from RefSeq and is a predicted model, not a curated record.
UUUCUCUUCUGUUGAUCUCCAAACUCAGAGGCCGUUUCUCGACGCUAGUUCUGGCUAGCAUGGUGCUUCCCGACGGCCUUUUUGGCUUCACUAUGGCAGCGAAAAGCCAAGAUGAAGUGGCGACUGGUAGGAUUGCAUCGUUCGUACAGGCUGACGGCGCUAACUGAUUACAUGUGCACUUCUGUGGGGCUCUGCUCGUCAGCUCCUCUUCCUGUGUGUUGAUUCCUUCCUCCAUCACAUUGUCAACACACACAGAGAACCGCGGUGGCCUGGGGGCUGAAAAUCUGGGGAGAGGCAAAGCCCCUUUGGCCUUUUUUUUCUUGAAGAAGAGGAGACGAGGCGAUUGGGGGCUUUCUCUGGUGUACUGAACUUGGUAUCGCAAGCAUGGUCGUACUUGACAUACUACGUACGGACGUUAACUGGAACCAAAUCCGACGUUGUGUGAGAUGCCCUGGUCUUGAUUGAUGGGCAUCCUGAAGAACCUGGAAGACAAGGGCGUUUGAUAAAAUGGACGAGGAGCGGCGCGGUUUGUGGUUUGUGGUUGUGGUGGUUGCUGACACACUUUCCCUUUUCGAUCUUAAUCUCAAGAGGACCCCCUUCCAAGGCUCUGCUUACGAUUUACGCCUUUUUUUCACUCCUGGUUUGUUUCUUUUCCUUUUUUGAAUUGCUAUCGCCAAUUACACUCGUUCAAUUCUCUCGUUAUUUUCUUGUCUUUAUGUUUUGACGUGACUGCAAUCGCCGGGCAGGAAAUACCGCAGUGAUCAUGAAAGCCUCAUCUUCGCCAAGACAUCGAGUAUAGGCGACCAAAUACGGGCGACAUCAUUCAAAAAGAGGGAAGAGGAGAAAAGGACACAUCAUGGAUUCACGACGGCCACCGCUGAAUCCUCGAGACGAACUGCUUCAAGGCCACGGCAUCGAGCUCGCCGAACGUCCACAGUUCACUGAACAUGACACCCAGCCCGGCCUUGAGGUUGCCACCCACUCCACGCUUGAAGUGGCUCCAGGCACUGGGCCAGUUCCAAUCGGUUCGCCUGUCACAGGCUUUGAGGAUCUCAAGACAUGGGAGAAGGUAGGAAACCUAUCAUUGGGAUACGGCAAGGUGUUCGACAAUACCAACAGCCCGCCGCCACCGCCAAUACCAAACUAUGGUUUUGGGGGACCACUGCCGAUACCCGGGACGGAAAUGGUGACACCGGGGAUGCAUAGGCCGAGUAGGCCCGGAACAGCAUAUAGCAGUACGACUUCAAGAGGAGGGCCGAAUGGGAGGGGCCAAGGCAGUGUUGAUUCGGGCAACCCGUUUGUCACAGGGCCAUCGCUGCCACCUUUGCCAGGCGAGGGACUCGACGGAAGAAGGAAAAGAGAGAUGAUAUGCGGAGUCAAACGACAGUCAUUUUGGAUUAUCCUUGCGACUGGGAUAUUUCUCGCCGUGAUAGCGAUAGCAGCCGGUGUUGGUGUAGGAGUCUCGUUGGGAAACAAGAACUCCAAGGAAGCACAACCACCAACACCAUCACAAUCUACCUCACCAUCAACACCCGUUCGAACCCUCCCAGUACCCCUUUUCAACGCCUCCACCGUCACGAACCCCGAGUCUACCAACAAGAGCGAGCUAAUCCCCGCCGACAUAUCGUGCCCUGUUCAGAACCUCACUCUCUAUUCUUCGCCUAUGACCCCGUCAAAUGAUCGAAAAUUUCUACUGUUUUGUGGGAGGGAUUACAAUGUUGUUAAUGGGGCGACGGAUAUGUAUGAUGUGAGAGUUGAUACCAUGGCGGAGUGUAUAGAUUCGUGUGCCAAACAGGAAGGGUGCGUCGGUUCCGGAUGGGGGGAGCAGGGGGGGAAACAUGUCUGCUAUCUGAAGAGUCGGUUGGGGGAGCCGAAUUUGGCGGGACAUUGGAUGUUUGCGGUGGAGGAUACGGAGUUUAAUGGGGGAGGGGACUUGCCUUUGCCUGGUGGGACAUGAGAAGAUGCGAUCUUUCUAUUUUGUUAUUUUUCUGGAUACCUCGGGAGAUGGGGCGUUUGAGUGGUUUCAGGGAUGAAGGAAAACAAGGCUCGAGGGAGGUCGUGGUGUCUAGUGUUUACUCUCUUGCGGGUUGCUUGUGGUCAAAUGGAUUGGAUCGAUGGGUGAUGGGGUAUGUUCAGGAUACUAUGACAUAUGAAUUGAUACCCUUCAAACUUCUUUUUGUAUACUGUUAGGGGUGGUGACAGAUAGUAAACCGAGGUGGUCAGGAUUGUGGAGUUCUAGG